AGCUGAGCGUUAAACGUGUUUUCAGUCUAAUCUAACGCGCACCUGGCAGACAGGUGUGCGUUACAUGUACUGCGAUACUGCGUGUACUUUCUAACGUUAUAGACCUGCAGGCAGAGACACGCGGAAACACAGUGUUACCUGCAGCAGGUGCCGGCGGCCACGCCCACUACAGAUCACGUGCUGGUGUGCCAAUUUUUGCACACCUGGAUGAGCCGCUGUGGGUUAUGUGCUAACCGCGAAGUGAACCAGGUCGCUCUCCACCAGACUCCAUUCACAAAAGCUGGAUUUUUACGUCACAGAAGGGCGGAGCUUUGCGUCUGCAGCGGCCUCGACUGGUCCGUUAGUUUGUGUUACGGAGCGACUCUGAUGUUUUAGUGAGUUAGUUCGGAUCACAAGAAAACACUGAAACAGUAAAGUCACGCAAAGUUGAAUAGAAACUUCUUUUUUCUGUCAGGUGAAAAUCCGCGUUUUUGUCAGUGGACUCUGGUGUAAGAUCGGUUUCUUUGUUGGCCUCCCAAAAGCCAUAAACGUCAUCAUCUAGUCCCAAACGUCAUGGGAACAAUAGGUUAGCAGCUCGGACUGUCCUCCAGGACGAUGGCCAACCCACUCAGGUCUGAAGUGUUUCGACUGUACAAGAACCUCCUCUACCUCGGCCGGGAGUACCCCAAAGGUGGUGACUACUUCCGCGACCGUCUGAGAGCGGCGUUUGCCAGGAACAAGGCGGUGGAGGACCCCGAGCAAAUAAAGGCCCUGAUUGCUCGUGGCGAGUACGUGGCCCGGGAGCUGGAGGCGCUUUACUACCUGAGGAAGUACAGAGCGAUGAAGAAGCGCUACUACGAGGACUAAACGGCGACCGAACGGUGACGACACGAACAGCUCUGAGGUUUACGGAUCCAAUCCUGAGGUCACAUGACCACCGAGUGAAGCCUUUAAAUUAAAGUAUUCAAAACAAAAA
Molecule: messenger RNA, 955 nt
Organism: Haplochromis burtoni (Burton's mouthbrooder)
Lineage: Eukaryota; Metazoa; Chordata; Actinopteri; Cichliformes; Cichlidae
Gene: lyrm5b
Product: LYR motif containing 5b
Exons: 3
Coding region: 595-846 (83 amino acids)
Biological process (GO): respiratory electron transport chain
Cellular component (GO): mitochondrion
Source: RefSeq, a predicted model, not a curated record